GCUUCUUUCUCUUCUCAUCCAGCUUGUCAUCUACCCAAUUCACACACCAUGAUCAGCGCAUCCCGUCCCGGUACAACCUCCGACUCGGGCCUCCCCGCCCCGGAGGUCCGUGAGGAAAUCACCGCCUGCCUCAGCGACCUCGUCUCGGCCCUCGAGGCGCACCCGUCGUGGACACCGCCGUCUCCCCCGCGUGGUCUCUUUCACGUCUGGGACUUUGUCUGCCGUUCCCGUUACAUCAUGACUGAGCUUGACAACAUCUACGCCGGAAGGCCGACUAAGCAUCCGGAACAGAUUCCCAAGCAUGACCGUGCCACCUCGGGCCCCCAAGCCGCCGCCCUCUCCUUCCACGACGUCCUCACUCGCACCAUCACAAUCGACGAGAUGAUCCAUAACCCCCGAAUGCUCGUCAUGCUCGGCUUGUCCAACAUUGACUUUGGCGACAACGUCCGAGAUAAGUCACGUGCCCUCAAGGAAGCUCUCGCCAAGGCCCGUUGAUGGAUAUGACGUCGUGCCGAGCCGAGGGAUCGUCCACCACGCAUCUACCUACUCAGGGUGGUAGGUGGAUAGUGGAUGAAUAGAUGUAGAAUGAGUAAAACAAAAAGGAGAAAAAAAAUAUGAAAAGGAUAUAAAAUACAAAUCAUCAUCAUCAGGG
Messenger RNA from Fusarium vanettenii 77-13-4, 652 nucleotides. RefSeq lists its product as uncharacterized. Lineage: Eukaryota; Fungi; Ascomycota; Sordariomycetes; Hypocreales; Nectriaceae. The transcript has 2 exons. The record is from RefSeq and is a predicted model, not a curated record. The coding region runs from base 49 to 495 and encodes 148 amino acids.